GAAUAAAAAGGGUGAUUCCGCGGUACACCUGCGCGCAUCUCAUGGGUACGCCAUUGGUGACCUGGACCCUGAUCGGAGUAACCGGCGUCGCCUCCUGCUGCAAUGUCUUCGCAAAAUCCGUACAGAUGAAGUUCAAUGAUGCCCCACUGUCCGCAAGGGUCAUCGCUGUCCGUCCCUCGAGCUGUGCCCGGAAGCGCAAAGUCCAGGGCGAGGACUACCCGACCACGGAGUGGAGCGAGAUGGUGGCCACAGUCUCUCGCGGUUAGCCUCGGCCGGCGGUUGUGGAGAAGGAGGACCGCCGUCUCUCACUGCCUCAGUCACCUGCGGCGGCUGCUGUGACGAGCUCUCUCGCCCCGUCGUAUCCAACCUCGCGGCUCAGAGCUCCUCAAGGUUCUGCCAAAGCAGCUCUUGCAGUUGCGGUCAGUCCAUGGAGUGGAGCUGUGACGAGCUCAACCAGACUCUGAUACCAGAUGAUAGAUACUAGAAUCUCGCGUGAAGGGAUUUGGGAAUUGAAAAAGAAAUUAGAAAUUGGAAAGAGUUGGGGAAGAACAGGAGAGAAUUGAGAUUAGGGAUUGUAGAGUUUAUUGAUAAUAAUUGCUUAAUCGUAAU
This is a messenger RNA of Linum trigynum, 609 nucleotides long. The record is from the annotation of a GenBank genome assembly. NCBI's taxonomy places the organism in Eukaryota, Viridiplantae, Streptophyta, Magnoliopsida, Malpighiales, Linaceae.